UCACCCACCUGCCACCCCAAAAAAAAGCCCAUAUAUUCCUCGUGUGCUUUACCGGACCCAAUAGAGGAGAGAGAGAGAAACAAACAGAAGAGUCUAGAGAGAGAGAGAAGAGAGGAGAGAGUGCAUAAAAAGCUAGCCUAGCUCGACCAUCGACACCUUCGAUUCGAUUUCAGCUAAUUCUCUCUCCAAGUCUAAGCCAUAGAUUUAGUAGUGGUGGGUUUGAAUAUUUUUGAGUGUACCGAGGAUGCCGAGUUCGUCGGAAUUUUCGGAAUCCGGGAGGUUUGCCGGCCAGAGGGCGCCGGAGAAGUCGACUAACUUCACGCAGACGUGCAGUCUGCUGAGCCAGUACUUGAAGGAGAAGGGCACAUUCGGGGAUCUCUCCCUCGGGAUGACUCGCGGUCCCGACACGAACGGUAUCCCCGAGACCUCCCCUCAAACGGCAGCCACCACUAUGAAUUUAUUCCCAGUGGCUAACAAAUUGGGCGAUGUUUCGGGUGCUUCGACCCGAAACACAGCCCUGAUGAUGUCUCGGAAUUUCACAUCUAUGGAAUUGUUCCCCCAGAACUCUGGUUUAGUCAAGGAAGAGAUCUCCAAGAAGGUUGAUUCCUGUGGUAACAAGUCAGAGCCAGGAACUGCUCCAAUGACCAUAUUCUACGGGGGACGAGUGAUUGUGUUCAACGAUUUUCCAGCAGAUAAGGCAAAAGAAAUCAUGCUUUUAGCUAGCAAUGGAAGCUCCCACAAUCUGGGCACGUAUGCCUCCACACCGGUCCAGAAACCAAUCGAACCUACUAAUAUGGUUCCCACUAACCCAAGCAUUCUGUCUGAUAUUGGAACCAACAUGGUACAAGAGCGCGUCCAGCGGCCUCCUCAACCCAUCGUUGCGGAUCUGCCAAAAAUUGCAAGGAAAGCCUCACUCACCCGUUUUCUGGAGAAGAGGAAAGAUAGAAUCACGGCACGAGCACCAUACGUAACAAGCAACUCAAUGGCAUUUCCUCCCAAACCGGCUGAAAACAAGACAUGGCUCGGUUUGGCAGCUCAAUCUCCGGUGCAAUUCGAGGGACAAAUGUACUGAUUCUUUGGCAUUAGGAUCAGUUGUCAGCCGUUUUUACCUCAGUUUUCUAUCUGUUUAUGUGCCAUUUUGGCUUAGGAUUUACAGGGCCUGGCACACCUAACUGCUCCAAUCUUAGUAGUAUUAGUUACUGUGACUAAAUAAACGACAGAAACUCCAUGUCUUCCGUAAUGUUAUAUUAGUGAAUUCGUUAGUCCCAAA
This is a messenger RNA of Rhododendron vialii, 1270 nucleotides long. Its product is annotated as protein TIFY 10A-like. The transcript is spliced from 5 exons. Bases 245 to 1072 code for a protein of 275 amino acids. NCBI's taxonomy places the organism in Eukaryota, Viridiplantae, Streptophyta, Magnoliopsida, Ericales, Ericaceae. The record is from RefSeq and is a predicted model, not a curated record. Gene Ontology annotation, cellular component: nucleus. Gene Ontology annotation, biological process: regulation of jasmonic acid mediated signaling pathway; regulation of defense response; response to wounding.